Messenger RNA from Nicotiana tabacum (common tobacco), 956 nucleotides. RefSeq names its product SUMO-conjugating enzyme SCE1-like. The record is from RefSeq and is a predicted model, not a curated record. Lineage: Eukaryota; Viridiplantae; Streptophyta; Magnoliopsida; Solanales; Solanaceae.
GGCUUAGAAUUGAGAUAUUACGGAUUCUUAUUUGUUGCAACCUUAGGAGAGACAGAAGGAAACAUGUCGGGCGGAAUUGCGCGUGGUCGUCUUGCUGAGGAGAGGAAAGCAUGGCGUAAGAAUCAUCCUCAUGGUUUUGUGGCAAAGCCGGAGACUGGUGCUGAUGGGUCUGUCAAUUUGAUGAUUUGGCAUUGCUCUAUCCCUGGUAAACCUGCUACUGACUGGGAGGAUGGUCACUAUCCACUAACAAUGCACUUCAGUGAAGACUAUCCAAGCAAACCCCCAAAGUGCAAGUUUCCUCAAGGUUUCUUUCACCCAAAUGUCUAUCCUUCAGGAACAGUAUGUUUGUCUAUCCUCAACGAGGACAGUGGGUGGAGGCCAGCCAUUACAGUUAAACAAAUUUUGGUGGGUAUCCAAGAUUUGCUCGACCAGCCAAAUCCCAAUGAUCCAGCACAAACCGAUGGUUAUCAGCUCUAUAUGCAGGAUACAGCUGAGUACAAGAGGCGAGUGAAGCAGCAGGCGAAGCUAUAUCCAGCUCUACUCUAGUUUUAUCUGCUUUAAGACUGUGAUUAAAUUUGACUGUGGGCAACUUCCUUUUGAUUUUUAGCAACGUCAAUAGGCCUCAUUGACAUAGUAAGUGUGGGUAACUUUGAGUGCCUAGCUUUUUUAUGAUUCAGAGAUGCAUGUAGUUGGAGUUUGCAACUUGCAAUUGCUUUCUCUUGUUUCUUAUUACUUUGGAAUUGUACAAAAACAGUUUUUUAUCAAAAAUUGUCUCCUUACUUACUGACUGCCCUUGGGGGAGAGUUGGGUGAGGGGAGAUAAGGAGAAGAGGGGGUUAUGGUCUUUUAUCCCGAUUCUUAAAAUUGGGAUGAGACACUGGAACACUCCCCUCUCCUUCCUCUCAUCAAUCGUUAGGAGCUUAUUCUAUCUUAAUGCUGAAAGAGUUGUGAAGUGGA